This is a messenger RNA of Phoenix dactylifera (date palm), 1118 nucleotides long. RefSeq names its product ras-related protein Rab7. Gene Ontology annotation, molecular function: GTPase activity; GTP binding. Gene Ontology annotation, cellular component: vacuolar membrane. The record is from RefSeq and is a predicted model, not a curated record. NCBI's taxonomy places the organism in Eukaryota, Viridiplantae, Streptophyta, Magnoliopsida, Arecales, Arecaceae.
ACGACCAUUCGGUCUGACAGUUUCGUUCUUUGUUUCCAUCUAAUAUAUUCUUUUGAUUCCAAAUUUCCAUCUAAUUUACGGCGCGGCGAUCUCGCGAAUUCGUAUCGGGCAAUAUUCCAAGGCUUUUUAUCGUGUGGUGGGAGUUGAAACCCUAGAUCGCGAAGGGCUCCACGGCCGGAUCCGUCUUCGGCGAUUCCGAAAACCCUAAUCUCCAUGGCAUCCCGCAGGAGAAUGCUUCUCAAAGUCAUCAUCCUCGGUGAUAGCGGGGUUGGAAAGACGUCUCUGAUGAAUCAAUAUGUGAACAAAAAGUUCAGUAACCAGUAUAAAGCGACAAUUGGAGCUGAUUUCUUGACCAAAGAAGUCCAGUUUGAGGAUAGGCUCUUCACAUUACAGAUUUGGGACACAGCAGGACAGGAAAGGUUUCAAAGUCUUGGUGUGGCAUUCUACCGUGGUGCAGAUUGCUGUGUUCUUGUGUAUGAUGUCAAUGUCAUGAAAUCAUUUGAUAACCUGAACAAUUGGCGAGAAGAAUUUCUUAUUCAGGCUAGCCCAUCCGACCCUGAAAACUUCCCAUUUGUAGUGCUGGGAAAUAAGAUAGAUGUGGAUGGUGGCAACAGCAGAGUGGUCUCAGAGAAGAAGGCAAGAGCAUGGUGUGCUUCAAAGGGGAACAUUCCCUACUUUGAAACAUCUGCUAAAGAAGGAUUCAAUGUGGAAGCUGCUUUUCAGUGUAUAGCCAAGAAUGCCCUCAAGAAUGAACCAGAAGAAGAAAUAUACCUUCCGGACACUAUUGACAUGGCUGGGGGCAGUCGGCAACAAAGAUCAUCAGGUUGUGAAUGCUAGACGAAGACAGGCAGCUUUAGUUUUCUCCCCCAUUUGUUAUGCAGCUGCAAUAAAUACUGGAAAGUUUAUUUACUGCACUUUGUAUUUUAUAUCAUGUGCCAAAGACAAGAAAUUUGGUGCUAGCUGUUCUGUGGAGGUUUUCCUUUUUUUUUCGGAUGUUGCAUUCCAACCGUGUAAAAGAUUUGCUUGUCCUUGGAUAAUGACUCGAAACUUUGUGGUCUAUCUUGUUUUCACUGUAUAGUUGGUCCGGAUAUUUUGGGAAUUCGAAGAUGAUUCUUUCA